AGCGGUACAUUCACAUUCUUACAACCCAGUUGUUUUUUGGUCCCACAAGCCGGUAAAGAAUGAAGUGUCUGAUUGUGUUGGCCGUUGUGCUAGGCGUCUCCACCGCCGGUGUGGUUAAGCGGCAGGCCCAGAGUCCGGGUGUGUUCAGCGCGUUGGAUCUCCUGCGCGGCAAGAGCAAGCUGAGCAACGACGAUAUCCGCAAUAUGGUGCUGAAUGCGCAGGCCGGUCAAGACUAUCCUAAUUUGUCCAGCAUUCCUGACUCCACCUUUGACUGCAGCGCCCACAAACCCGGAUUCUACGCUGACGUCUCCCAGCGCUGUCAAGUUGUCCGCCGCUGCGAUGUCAACGGCAACCAGACUUCUUUCCUGUGCCCCAACAUGACCGUCUUCAACCAGAUCACCCUGGUGUGCCACUGGUUCUGGGAUGUUGACUGCAGCAAAUCCGAGACAUUCUACGAUUACUCCAACAGCCGUCUGUACCAGGAGAACGCUGUCCUGUUGGACGACGAGACCACCUACGAGGAGACGGCCGCUGCCAUUUCCGCUUCCCCGAAAGCCGUCGCCGCCCCUAAGGCCGCUGCCCGUAAAGCUGCUGCUCCGAAAGCGGCCGCCCCUAAAACAGCGUCCAAGGCUGGCUCUAAGGGCUUCACGCAAUGAAACACUGAAUCAGCGGGAACAUCGGGAUUAGCGGGAUUACGGGGUAAUCGUAACCACGCCAACAUCGCGGUUUUUUACCGACUCUCGUCAAACAUUGCAAUUACAACUUCUUAGUCAUAUUCUUGCUAAAGAAUGACUUGUGUGUAGCGGAAUAAGUGCCUAUGUAUAAAUCAUGUGUUGUACAAUUAAAAUUGGUGGUACAGUGCUUUCUUCGUUCGUUAUGUCUGUGUCAGUUAAUUGCAAAGACGGACCUUUCAUCAUACAAUUAUUACCAUGCAUGUGAUUGUUAUGAAUUUUCCCUU
Paramacrobiotus metropolitanus is the source of this 958-nucleotide messenger RNA. RefSeq lists its product as uncharacterized. The transcript has 3 exons. The record is from RefSeq and is a predicted model, not a curated record. Lineage: Eukaryota; Metazoa; Tardigrada; Eutardigrada; Parachela; Macrobiotidae. Bases 60 to 656 code for a protein of 198 amino acids. Gene Ontology annotation, cellular component: extracellular region. Gene Ontology annotation, molecular function: chitin binding.